This is a messenger RNA of Panicum virgatum (switchgrass), 6111 nucleotides long. Its product is annotated as TPR repeat-containing protein ZIP4-like. Lineage: Eukaryota; Viridiplantae; Streptophyta; Magnoliopsida; Poales; Poaceae. Gene Ontology annotation, biological process: meiotic cell cycle; regulation of synaptonemal complex assembly. Gene Ontology annotation, molecular function: protein binding. The record is from RefSeq and is a predicted model, not a curated record. The transcript has 13 exons. Bases 209 to 3040 code for a protein of 943 amino acids.
UCCCGGUAUAAAAACGGAGCAGGCGAGCAGCUGGCACGGCAAUCGGCAACCAUUUCGAAAUUCGAAUUCUCCCCCACCUCCCCGUGCUCGAAUCCCUUCUCUUCUCCGGUCUCCGCCCGCUGCCGCCACUCCCACGCCUCACGCCUCGCCUCCCUUGUCGCGCAAAACCCCACCCAAUUCGAUCGGAAGCUGCCGAAUCCUAAACCCCAUGAAGAUCUCGGAGCUCUCCCCCGAGUACCGGCAGCCGCCGCCGCACGCCGGCCUCCUCACCGACCUCAACAGGGUCGUCGCCGACGUCGAGGCGUUCGACACCUCCGAUUCCUCCUCCCCGGAGAAGCUCGCCGCCGAUCUCCGCCGCCUCCUCACCAACCUCGCCUCCGCCGCUUCCUCCUCCUCGGGCCUCGACGGGGCGUUCAGGGUCAAGGUGUGGCACCUCGGCUUCCGCCUCUGGAACGCGUGCGUCGACCGCGCCAACCACAGCUUCCCCCCGUCGAGGGUCGCGGUCGCGGAGGCGGAGAUCCGGCAGGCGGCGCCAGAGCUCCUCCUCGUCGCUGGCCUCCCGGAGGACAUCCCCAACGCUUCAGCGAAGGCGGCGUCCUUUUUCCACCGCACCGGACUGGUCUGGCUUGACCUCGGCCGCGCCGACCUCGCUUCCGCCUGCUUCGAGAAGGCCACGCCGCUGGUCUCUGCCGCCGACACGGAAGGGGAUCGGGCCGUCCUGCUGGACCUCAACCUCUCGCGGGCGCGCGUGGCGUCGAUCGCGGGCGAGCAAGCCCUCGCCGUCGCGCUGCUGAGCCGGUCCAAGCCCCUCGCGGCGGGGUCUCCCGAGGGCAUCAAAGCCCUCGCCGAGGAGUACCUCCGCAUCGGCCAGGCUGCUCUCGCCACGAAACCCCCGGAUCCCGCCAUCGACGCGUCCAACCUCUUAACCGAGGCGCUUGAUCUCUGUGAGAAGGCCGCGGCCUCCCCGACCACGCCGACGACCCCGGGAUCCACUCCUGCAACUUCGAACCUCCAAGUGAUCAAGGAUCAAUGCCUCCGCUUCCUCGCUGUCGAGCGUCUCGAAGCCAAUGACUAUGGGGGCACCCUGCGCUGUAUUAGUGUCUGGAGAACCUCGCUGGGGCUGGGGGAGGAACACCCGAGCAUUGGGUUCAUGGCGCUGCGCGCGUGCCUCGGCAGCGGGAACUUGGCGGAGGCCGAGAGGGAGCUCGAGACACUCAUGGCGAACGCCAGAGCGCCGGACUUUGUGUGUGUGUCAGCGGCUGAGAUGUACCUUGCCAGCACGGGUCCGGAUGCUGCGUUUAAGGUGCUCGUUGCGCUUGCUGCACGGUGCCGAGCCGGUGCUGCAGGUGCUGCAGUGAGGGUGUUGAAGAAGGUGGUUGAGACUGCAGGUGGCGGAACUGGGCGUGCAAGAGCGAUUGCGGAGCUCGCAUCCGAUGAGAGGGUGGUCAAGCUGUUCGAUGGCCCUGCUAACUCCCACGAGCGCAACACGAUGCAUGCGUUGCUAUGGACCUGUGGCACUGAGCAUUUCUACGCAAAGAACUACGACAUUGGUGCGGAUUUGAUUGAGAGGUCAAUGCUUUAUGUUUCCCGUGAUGAGGAAAGCAGAUCCCGCCGCACAAACUGCUUCCGAGUACUUUGCCUUUGCCAUAUGGCACUUCGGCAUCUCGAUCGAGCUCAGGAGUUCAUCACUGAGGCUGAAAAGGUUGAACCCAAUAUCCACUGUGCUUUUCUGAAGUUUAAGAUCCUUCUGCAGAAGAGGGAGGAGGAUGAGGCUAUCAAGCUGAUGAAAACCAUGGUGGGUUAUGUAGACUUCAACCCUGAGUUCCUGACACUCUCAAUUCAUGAAGCUGUUGCCUGCAAAUCUGUUCGUGUGGCAAUUGCUGCAUUGACCUUUCUUCUAGGUCUAUACUCUGCUGGAAAGCCAAUGUCAAUGACAGAGGCUGCUGUCCUCCGCAACCUUGUAGCCCUCCUUCUCCGUGAGCCAGGAUCUGAGGCUGAGAUCCUAAAGUACUCAAGACGUGCCAAGCUACGGAUGGCUGAGCUUGGCAUGGAAGCUGUUUGUGGGAAGGGAACUGUUGGGCUGUGUGAACGGAAUUGGUUUGCAGUCAAUGCAUGGAAUAUGGCUAUAAAGAUGGCAAAGGAGAAGAAGUAUGAUUAUUGUACUGAGUUCUUUGAGCUUGCAGCUGAAUUGUUCAGCAAAGGUAAUGGUGAGGAUGAUGCUGACUGUCUCUUGGUUAGUAAAUCAUUGAUCAUGAGUGUCAGUGCCAUGCUCCAUACUGAGGAGCUAAACAAAUCUCCAUUAUCUGACUCUGACCUUAAAAAGGGCAUUGAGAUGCUCAGCAGAGCUGGCAAGUUGCUUUCGGCUUCAGUGACCUCUGAUCAAUUGGAGGAUAAUAUCUUGCCCUUUCUUCAUACCAUGAACUUCUACCGUCUUCUCAACAGGAUGGACACUAGUGCACACCCUCAGCAGCUCCAGUUAGUCAAGAAUUUUGCAGCAUCUAAAGCAUGUACACCAUGUCAUCUUCUCAUACUCGAACAAAUAGCUUCUCAAGGUACCCAACCAAACCUACUGGUUGCUGAGUUUCUCCUGAAGGCCAGCAUCACUACUGCCCUUGCUUCUCACUCGCCAAACUAUGGGAUAAUCAGUGCUGCCAUUAGAAGGCUAGUGCGCCUUGCUGGUCUCCAGGACUCCAGUGGCAGCAUGAGUGAUGCAGUCUAUGACGUAUUUCAACAAGCUUACCAGAUUGUGGUUGGACUUAGAGAUGGUGAAUAUCCAUUUGAGGAAGGAAAGUGGCUUACAGCGACUGCAUGGAACAAGUCAGGUUUAGCUUCACGCCUUGGGCAACGUUCAAUUGCUAUAAAAUGGAUGAAGAUGGGAAUAGAUCUUGCUCGGCAUUUUGAGAGCAUGAAGCAGUACGUAUCAGGAAUGGAGGAAUACUUUGAGCACUUCCAGAAAGUAACUGGUAAAGAACCUGAUGAAUGUAGCCAGAAAGAUGGGGCACCAAGUACUAGCUUCUCUGGGACCAGGUUCUGCUGGUGAUGCACGACCAUAACCAGCUAGUGGUGCAGCAGCUACUCCUCUUUGGUUCAGCAAACACCUGAAGCGUGCCAAUCUUGAUGUGACUAAUCUUGUGUCAUUUGCAAGCUUCUCAAUCGGAGUCCAAAGUCUCUCUUCAAGGCAAUGCAAUGGGUUCGUUCAUGUAAAAUCCUUCCCAUGAGGCAUCCAAGUGAUCCAGGACAUGCCCACAAACUACUGAUCUUUUCAAAUAACAAACUUAGGAGCCACUUCAUUUUCGGUGAAAAAAUCAUGAUGUACCUGAAAGAAUGCCAUCAAUGACUUCAAAUGUAAAGUUUUUACUGACAUCAAGUGGUUCUCUGCAGCUAUCUGAUGGCCAUAAUGACGGGUAGCCAACGCCCCUGAAAAGGGUACAAAUUUCACAAUUUCACUUGUUGAAUAACUCUAGUGUGUCACAUUGAAUGGCUUCAAUAGAUAAUAAUGGGAACAUCAAUCUCAGCCAACACAUUUACACCUCGCCUUUCAGCAUACCUGUGAGGGAGAGGUGUAGCUACCUAAGUUUUAUGAUAAUAUCUAGUGGAGGUGAAGAAACGGAUACAUUGAAUAUACAAUAAAGGUAUUCAGCUUUUGACUCCCAAAUCAGCUUGCUUGUGUGUGUGCUUACAAAACUUUGAAGGUGCCAUUUAUAUUGUUUUCCAAUCAUACUGCUUCCGUGCUUAUGUGUCAUUGCCUUGGCCCCAUUAAGGGCUCCAUGUUAGAAACACCGAAGCUCCCAAAGAUGUGGCCAAACUGAUGUAUUAAAUUUGCAUACUGUUCUGUUUUAUGCUUUAUUUAUUUUUAAUGCCAAAUUCUCCUAUUUGUGUACAUAAUUGUUGAACAAUUGCAGAAAGAAAAUCCUCCUGUGGACAUGUUUGCGAUGUUUACGUAGUUUUGAAGACACCUCUAAUUAUUCAGUGCUGGCAUAGUAUUGGUAUUGUAAAUUUUGUAAUAUUGAUAACAAAAAUAGAACGCACCGUACAAUGUCCAUCGCAUCAGACAUUGUGUAUCUCUCUGAAUAAGAGUAUGAACCAUUCCACAGUUUGGGAUAUGAAGGUAUUUCAAUGGGAAAGGAUUGCUCAUCUACGAUGUGCCAAUGGAGAACAUUCUGCAUGAUGAAAUAACAAAGGAUUUACACACAGUAAGUGGAACUGUAUUUUAGGAGCAUAAACAGAUUACCUGACCAGUCCAAGUCUUCUAAAAUUUAUCAGUCAAAGAAAUUAAAUUUAAUGGCCAUCAAACCUACCAUUUUACUGUAGGUCAUUGCAUCAAUCACUCCUUUGAUUAUCUUAACAGGUAGGUAGUGCCUUGCAGUAUCUGCCAGCAUAUAUAAGCUUAAGUUGAUGGUGUAAUGGAGCCACUGGACGUCCACAUUAUUAACAUUUGGUAUUUAGAAACUUGUGAAAGGUGGAAAUGCUGAUUAUAUCUAACCAAUAAGCAGUCCCCUGUAAGGAAAUCUUGGUGUGUCAGUAAUUAUCCAAGGAGCUGAAUUGAGUCCGAUGAGUCGUGAUGUGAAAUCAAAGUAACACAACUGACCAAAUGUCUGCAUUGAUUCAAAGAGUUACUGUUGGACAGGAUUAUGAGCUAACCUUGCUUGCCUUAUGUAUUGUGCUUGUAUAUGGAUAAUAUGAACUACUUACCUGUAAGCCAUGAAGUGCUCCAAAAACGGUUUGAGCCUACAAAAGUAUUGCAAGGUGUCAUCAGCAUGAAAUGAUUUGAAGCAACUUGCAUUGUGCAUAUAAAUGAUAGAUGUGAGCUCAUAGUUCUUCAAAAGAAAAUGUGAGCUCAUUACUGGUUCCACUUUCUCUUUGCAGCCUAACAAGGUUUCCCAUUUCAUGGAAGUUUAAACAUAGACACUUUGGGAGGGAUAUCACAUUUCAUCGUUGAGUUGAUGUUAUAUUACAUGAUACUCUAGUCAUUAUGAGGAUUAACUUGUGGUUUGCUUACAAAGGUCCAUCUGUUAUUCUGUUUACUUGUAUUAUAUGUUAAUUUGUAUUUCAGAAAGGCCUAUCAAGAUGGUUUUGGACAGCAAUAUAAUAUGCAUGCUGCAGGAGAUACUGAAGGCAUGAACUGCACUAGGAUUCUCAAAGUUCAUUAUCAAGAAAAAAAGGAAUUGCAGAAACUACAUUGGAUCUCCUGUAGUUGGAACUGUUAAGUUAUAUGACUCGUCUGCCCCAAAGUUGAGCUGCAGAAGAUGAACAAGGUGAAGUAUAUUAAUUGAAAGAUGAAAAAUCCAAUCUAUAGAUGGACUUGCUGUCAGAUCAAACAAGCAGGUUACCUCAUCUUCAGUUGUAUGGACAACUAUAUUAACACAGAGCUUCUGUGUUCCAUGGGACACCAUCUUGGGCAUCGGCCACAAGUCGAUGUUGUCAGCAGCGAUGCAGGAUCCAAUUGCCAGAAAUGCUAGCAACAGCCUCAGAGCCGGUGUCAUCUUUGCAGAGUGGUGACACAAUCUUUUCUUGGCUAGCUCGAAUGGCCAGCCUCACCUCAGAGGAAAAAGAAAUAGGUGAUCCAAUCUGCGAGCGCAAGGCAAGUACCUUUUCUCUCUCCUCCUCCAGUUGUCUGAAAGAGAACCAACGGGAAAACCAGUUGAACUCCUAUCUUAGGAUGAAGACGAGCGACGAGGAGGUAUAUGAGGAGGGCCACCACGGGGCAUUGCAGACUGGGGUUAAAGAAGUGGUUAGAUGGAGGGAAGAAAAGGCAUGCACAGGCACAGGUCUGGUGCACUUCGGUGACCCAAAACAGAUCGCAGUGUCUGCUGUUGGCCUGUUGUGCUGGCGAGAUGGUGGGAGCGGCCGAGCGGGGGAGGUGCCGCGCGUUGUGGCUAGUAAAAAUGCGUGACAAGGAUCUGGUUGGUAGGUUGAUCACACUUUGUUGCCCGUUGUCACUGUCCAACGGAGCGUCACGGCGCUGCGCUCUAGCUCGAGUGAAACCAUAGCUUGUUGGCCUUUCCGUGCUGUUGGUUAAUAUUGUUGGCCUUCCCCUGCUGCUGGUUAACCUUUUUAUUAUAUCUUGUGAAAGCUAUUAGUUAAUCUAAUGACGGCUCAUGCAGGCAUGCA